Microthlaspi erraticum is the source of this 465-nucleotide messenger RNA. The record is from the annotation of a GenBank genome assembly. Lineage: Eukaryota; Viridiplantae; Streptophyta; Magnoliopsida; Brassicales; Brassicaceae.
AUGAAUUAUGAUCAAAAUAGCAAAGACUGGUCCAGGCGGCUCAAUCGAGAAGCCGCGGCCGAACCAAGCGGAACGGCGGCCGAGGAACAUCCGUCCUGCGGUCGGCCAACAUCCGAACAUCAUCUGUCCCGCGCUGAACAACGGACGAGCCCAUGUACCGAUCCGGGAAGCAUCGUCCCGCGGUCGGCCAAACCAGAAUCACGCAGCCGAAGCCGCGCACGACCGUACCGCGCGAACCGGGAAGCAUCGCCUCGCGGCCGUGCGGCACAACUCACGUACCGCGGCCGAUCACGCCAUCCGACCAGGAAGGCCUCGUCCCAUGUCCGACCGAAUCCUUCGACCAAUAUCAUUCGUCCGGCCGAACCCGACGAACGAACGCGAAAACUCUCGGCCAUGAUCGACCCGACCGUGCCGAUAGCCGGCCGAACGUCCCGACCGACCGUCCGAACGGUCCGGUCGACCUGA